Molecule: messenger RNA, 3156 nt
Organism: Mesocestoides corti
Lineage: Eukaryota; Metazoa; Platyhelminthes; Cestoda; Cyclophyllidea; Mesocestoididae
Source: the annotation of a GenBank genome assembly
AUGGCAUAUCUCGUAAACUUUUUACAAAAGCAUGAGCUUGGAAGGCUUCCAAAGUGUGCAAGAUAUAGUGUUGCUGAGCGUUUGACUUUGGAAUCCUCAAGUCCUUUUCUUGCAGAAACACUAUAUUCUACACCGUCAACAUUCUUGUUGAAAAUAAAUGCGAACAAUACGAUUAUUGCUGCGGCGCAUGCAGAUCGUCAUGUUGCGCUGUAUUCAGCCUCUACAGGUGUAUUUUUGGCUUCGUGUGAUGACCAUGCUCAUUCACCUUGGACACUUGCGUUCCAUCCUGAAGAACCGUACACCCUCGCAAGUGGCUGCCUGGGUGGUGGUAUACGUCUGUGGGAUAUCAGUGGAGCUGUAGAAAACAAGUCCUGCAAGCCUGCUUCAAUGAGCUCUCCUCGAAUUACUCCGAUUCACGUCUGGAACCAAUCUGGUGCUAUCUCGUCUCUGAGUUUUCACCCGCGGCAUCCAAUUCUAGUCGCAGUGUGGGCCCAGGAAGUUGCGUUUCUUAAUUGGAAGACUGGGACAACACUGUCCACUUGGCGGUUCUCUUCGGAGCAAUCACGUGUCCGGUGGGUGCAAUUCAGUCCCGACGGAUCCCUGCUGUAUACUGCUACCGCGAACCCACGGCUCUCCGACGACAUAGCAGCGGUAACUCCACACUCUGUCAAUGUGACCGAUCCUGAGGACCCCGGUGUACCGCGUGGUGAGCUACUGCGCUACCUUCUAACACGUCCAGAUGCGUGGUUCCGUGUAAUGGGCAUUUGUUGGACAUGUGCAUAUCGAUUAUGUGUCUGGGCAGCUGGUCUGAUCGCGAAUCCUUCUUUUCCGCAUCGUCACCCGCCUUCUUCAAAAACUGUAAUGUCGACUCUGAUAGCGGUAGCCACACCACUCUGCAAUGACUAUUGGGUCGCGCGCGAAGUGCUCCAAACACACUCGAGGGAUCCCCACCCCUCUGCUGUCGCCGUGAUCGAAGACAUGCCGGCCAGAGAUUGGCUCUUCUCGUCUGGAGUCGAAGACUCCUACUGCAAAACCGAAGGACAUUCGCUCCUGUGUUGUCCUGGCCACACCCGCGAUCUUGUUGCUACAUAUCGAGAACUCCUGCAACACUCGAUGUGCAGGCCAUGUCUCCAGGUGUUUUGGCGGUGGGCAAAUGAAAGUGGUCGUGUUGACUGGUGGACCUGGUCUUACACCAAGGGGACCACUUCGCCACAAGAGGAAGUGGAAGACAAUGAAGUGAGUCUCGAUUCGCCAUCAUGCACUACUUGUUCAAGCGUCGACGAUUCCAUAGGAGUAUGCCAACGAUGCAAUGACCAGCUUCAUCCGAAGUCAGUUAAAGCAAACAAUGACCACGCUACAAAUCUGAGCGGAAAUCAGAACACAUCAAUCAGUGAAAACAAGGUAACAUCUCCGACCCAGCCAGCUUCAAAGGUUGCCAGACUUGAAAGUAAUGCUGCAACCACAGAGAUCUUAGGUCGCCUAACCGAAAUCCAAACCAGACAACAAAUGAGCUUACCCGUUGAGUCUUCCAGGGGCGCUGUAACGGAUACAGCAAGCCUUGGUCGAGGAAUUAAGCGGAAAUUCGACUACUCCUGUCCUCAAGACCUCAGACCGAAUUUCAGAACCAAUGAGCAGCCUUCACGUGAUUCAAGCACUCCCACAAACCGUGGAAUUGACGCGUCCUUCCUCACCUCUCUACUUCGUUCUGCCAACGAGGUACGCGCACCGUUUAGUGAACCAUUCAGCAGCCCAUCCGACUGGGUUCCAAAGGGCCCUGGAGCAGUUCAAUUUACUUACCACAUAACGGCUAUUGUUGCUAUCUCAUCUCCCUCUCCCCAUCACCCGACAGAUGUCGCUGCCUGUUGCAACUGCGGUGGUUUGGUCCGGAAAACCCGGCCAGUGGAUCUCAUCUCGAACGGUCGAUUUCGCACCAUGGGCUCCCGUCUGCUGUUCUUACCGGGCUUCUUCGAGGAUCCCCACUCGGAUGCGGUGUUUUUCACCGUCCUGCGGUCCGUUCACGAGAACAUCUCUGACAUCAUGGCCGGCAUGUUCGCCAACAUCGGCGAGCACAGCUCGGCGUCCUACAUUAGCGACACGACGUUCAGGAUCUGUCGAUGGGAGCUGAGGUUUGGUGGAUUUGAAGAGGGGCAGUCCACAGAGGAGCAGGAAAAUGAGGAGGGAGGCUUUUGUCUGCCGGCUAACCUCCCCAUCUCCUACCUCAAGAGCAACCUCGUGGCUCCUCGAGUGCGCGUCUUCAACGACUCCUCGGUCUGCCUUUCUCCCGAUGGUCGUCUUCUUGCUGCCUUCGUGGUUCCAGUUGGUGAUAACAAGUGCUCUGAAAAUGAGGUAGGGCACAUGUGUUGGCACUCCCUGAAACUGAUCAAGUCGCUGUAUCAUAACCGUAUUAUGGUAUUACUGGUGGCCAUCUCUGGCAGUGAGUUAAAUCCCACUCAUGAGACUUAUGCCUUGCGGAUUCGUUCGCGUCCCUACACACUGAAGGGUCCGUGUUUCGGCGCUACUGCAAAUACCACAUGGGUUCAGGGGAAGCGUUAUCUGGAAGGCAUCGUAGCCGUGUACCGCUUACAACCCGAAGAUCGUCGUGGUCAGUGUGUCUUCAUGCAAAAACUCCAUCGUUCUUCGAACCCCGUUUGUGUAGACUUUUCUCCCUCGGCUGAACACCUCGUCGUGGGACUGGCUUCCUGUCGACUUCCUAGUACUCCCAGCCCCAUCGACCACAUCCUCCGAGCUCUUUCUAACUCCGGCCCUCCACCAUGCGUCGCCCACAUCUUCAAAGUCGAUCGUCAGCACAAUCCGACAGAAGUUCAGCGUGGUUUGACACAUGUGAAGAACCUGCCAAAUCCGCGUUUGGAAGACAUGCCGGACGCUGAAUCGAUCGACCAGCAUCACCGUUCCGUCCUGUUGAUGGGCCUCGAGCCAAAUGGCACGGGGAUAUCGCUGAAUAGCAUCGUGUGGCACCCCCACGGCAUCACCUACGGCACCACGAAGGGUCUCAUUGUCAUGAUCCGGCCCGACCCCCGAUCUCUUCCUCCGCAGUUCUCCGAGUUGCCUUCCACCACUAGUACAACCAACCACUCCGCCAGCAUGGCCGAAACGGAGUCUGUUGGGCCCGUAGUCGAGGAAUCUCCCCUUGUGUGA